CUUGCCUACGUCAACACGCAGGAGGACGGCUGCUGUUGCUAAGUGACGUCAGCGCGCCUGUUGACGUGGCGGCGGGGCAGGGGGUGGAGGCCUUGUCGUCGUCGGAGCCGGAAAUGGUACAGUUGUUGUUGUGUAGCUGGAUGUUGCUGAAUAGCGUUUCUAUGAGCUUGCUGUUCGAUCCAUCUGUUGUUCAGAAUGGCGAAGAACCCUAAUUUUCAGGAAGUUGGUCAUCUGCCUAUGGGCUACGUCCACUGUAGAUCUUCAGACAGCUUUACUGGCUACCAAUAUCACCAUCCCUCCAAGAUGAGUAACAGCCAUCCACUUCGUCCUUACACAGCUGUGGGUGAGAUUGACCACGUUCACAUUCUGUCAGAGCAUAUCGGUGCUCUAAUGAAUGGGGAAGAAUAUAGUGACGUUACCUUUAUUGUAGAAAAGAAACGUUUUCCGGCACACAGAGUGAUCCUGGCUGCUAGGUGCCAUUAUUUCAGAGCAUUAUUGUAUGGCGGAAUGAGAGAAUCUCAGCCUGAAGCAGAAAUUCCUCUUCAGGACACCACUGCAGAAGCAUUUACCAUGCUGUUGAAAUAUAUUUACACUGGUCGUGCUACACUACGAGAUGAGAAAGAGGAGGUUCUCCUAGACUUCCUAAGCCUAGCACAUAAAUAUGGGUUCCCAGAACUGGAGGAUUCCACGUCUGAGUAUCUUUGCACAAUACUUAAUAUUCAGAAUGUCUGUAUGACAUUUGAUGUUGCCAGUCUUUAUUCCCUUCCCAAAUUAACUUGUAUGUGCUGUAUGUUCAUGGAUAGAAAUGCCCAAGAGGUGCUCUCCAGUGAAGGCUUCCUAUCACUUUCUAAGGCUGCUCUUCUAAGUAUUGUACUGAGGGACUCAUUUGCAGCUCCUGAGAAGGACAUUUUCCAAGCUUUGAUGAAUUGGUGUAAACAUAACCCCAAGGAAAACCAUGCUGAAAUCAUGCAAGCAGUACGUUUGCCACUAAUGAGUCUAACAGAACUACUAAAUGUUGUAAGACCUUCAGGAUUGUUGUCACCUGAUGCCAUCCUAGAUGCCAUUAAGAUUCGUUCCGAGAGUCGGGACAUGGACCUCAACUACAGGGGCAUGUUAAUACCAGGGGAAAAUAUUGCAACAAUGAAGUAUGGAGCGCAGGUUGUAAAAGGAGAGCUGAAGUCUGCUUUGUUAGAUGGGGAUACUCAGAACUAUGACUUGGAUCAUGGCUUCUCUCGACACCCCAUUGAUGAUGACUGCCGUUCUGGAAUUGAAAUUAAACUAGGCCAGCCGUCAAUAGUCAACCACAUACGAAUACUCCUGUGGGACAGAGAUAGUCGGUCUUAUUCCUACUACAUUGAGGUGUCCAUGGAUGAGUUAGACUGGAUUCGGGUUAUCGAUCACUCUAAAUACCUCUGUCGGUCCUGGCAGAACCUGUAUUUUCCUGCCCGUGUCUGCAGGUAUAUUCGAAUUGUUGGGACCCACAACACAGUGAACAAAGUUUUCCAUAUUGUGGCGUUUGAAUGCAUGUUCACAAACAAAACCUUUACUCUUGAGAAAGGCCUGAUAGUUCCCACUGAAAACAUUGCAACAAUUGCAGACUGUGCCAGUGUGAUUGAGGGUGUAAGUCGCAGUCGCAAUGCCUUAUUGAAUGGAGACACAAAAAACUAUGAUUGGGAUUCUGGGUACACAUGCCAUCAGCUUGGGAGUGGAGCUAUUGUAGUACAGCUAGCACAGCCCUACAUGAUUGGAUCAAUACGGUUGCUACUUUGGGACUGUGAUGAUCGGAGCUACAGCUACUACAUUGAGGUUUCAACGAAUCAGCAGCAGUGGACUAUGGUGGCCGAUCGCACAAAAAAUUCCUGCAAAUCCUGGCAAACAAUCACUUUUGAUAAACAGCCUGCAUCUUUUAUCAGAAUAGUUGGAACUCACAACACAGCUAAUGAGGCACUUCAAGAACAAGUAGAAGUAAGGGUGUUUCACUGUGUGCAUUUUGAGUGCCCAGCACAAAACAGUACCCACAAGGAUGAGAGUAGUAAGGAAGUGGCAACAACAGAGGUGGGGACUGGUGGACAACAGCUUGUUUCUCGCCCUGUUCGAGCUGCAAGCACUAAUUCCCUGCAUUCUCCUCCUGGAUCCACCUCGCGUUCACAUGCUCACCAACCGUAAAGGAGAUUGAAAGGGAGCUUUUGUAGCCCUGCUGACAUUAUAUGAAAUUAUUUGGAACCUUCUUGUGCUGGCACCUUUUCUUUCUUUUUCUCUGUGAACAAAGGGGACCAUGUCUGAAAGCUGGAAAUGCUGAAAUGGAAAAGACUUUUCCCAAGGACAUGAAGAGACUGCUUCACUCUCUUCAAUUUGUUCAAAUCAGGCUGGUCUCCGAGAAGGGAGAAAAUAGGUCUUCAAUCUUCAUCAAGUACCCCAUUAACACCCUACCUCUCUAAUCUAACGAUGGCAAGGAGAACAGAAGGAAAUAAAAGGCAGAGCUACAGUGGAAAUCUAAAAUUACUCGGGCAGAAUGGAACACAUAUGAAAUAAGUAUUUGUUCCCUGAAGGCUUCCAUUAGCAAAGAAAAUGUUUAUGGAACACAUCAGUCCAGUAUAUAUGUUAUUUUUUAAAGUUAUUCUUCAUUCAUUUUCCUUUGUAACUAGUAAUCUGUUUUCUAAAUUGUUUUGACUCUGUAUUCCACUUUGUCUCUUAUUUUUGACUGUAGCAAGUGCUGUGCAGUAGAUUAAGGAAGUAUCAAACAUGUUUACCUACUGAGGUGCAAAUUCCCUCAUUCAUCAGUGGAAUGACAAGAAAAACCUUCAUGAUAUCAACAAACUAAUUAGUGGAUGCUAUAUUAAUCUUGACCUUAGUUGACUUUUCAAAGUACAAAAUUUUCAUUUCUUACACUCAAAAAGGAAAUUCCUAAAUCAAGCAUCCAUCUUGAAGAAAAACAUAUUUUUCACUCUUGAAGAUGAUUACUUAAAUUGUACUUGUAUUUGUAAGAAAACUUGCAACAGAUCAUAAAAAAUGUUUGGUUUAGAAAAGUGGAACUGCAUCUGGUCUCUGACAAGCAGUUGUUCAGAAUACAAAAAGAAGAAUUUGCAGAUACUUUUUUUUUUUUUCCCAAGAAAAAAUAUUUUACAGUCUGGACCUAAAAAUUCAAAGGCUCUGUGUGCAUAAACUUUUUUCAUAAUCUUCAUAAAAUAUGAUGCUUUUACACUGUACUGUAAAAGAUCUGGCUAUUACUUUACAAUCACAGAAUUUGUUAUUCAUCUCUGUCUGUCUGGGUUACGUUGCCUGCUACUUUGCUUAUUCUAAGUAUUUCCACACUGAUGAUGAUGCAGUCUCUUACCCUCCUGAUCUGUGUGACUUUUAGGAAGAGCUCCAUGUUGGUAUUUCAGUAUGGGAUAAAGUGAUUUUGUAUUAAGACAAACGCUGAUGUAAUUGGCAAAAUUGAUUAGGAGGGUUGUUACUCCUCACAAAGUAUAUUGUAAUGGAAAUGUCAGCUAUCCAGUUUUAUGAACUUGGAAUUUCCUGUGGUGACAAAUAGCCUUGUCAGAAGAAAAACAAACUAGUGUAGGAUAAAUAGGGUUUUCCUUUGCAUAACCAUAGUGAUAAAAUGAGUUAUAUCAACACAGCAAAUAGUAUGUUCAUUUAUCACACUACUUAAUUUGAAAGAAUUUCCCUGUUGCAUACUGGUUGUGCUAAAAACAGGAAGAAAUAUAACAAGUGGUAGCAAUGAAUCAGUAGAAACUUUGAAGGAGAAAAGCUUCCUUUUUUUUGUUUCAAAUAAAAUUGAUUAGGCUUUAUCAAUAAUAUUAUAAUAUUUUUCAUUGCCAGAUUGCAUUUGAGUUCUGACAUUUACAUACAGCCGUCUCCCUUCCCACUGCUGUCUUCUGACUCAUGAAUGUCUGUCAGUGAAGAUGCAUGCCCAUUGUGUUAUAUAUAGCUUAUAAUAUGUGCCACAGCUGCCUCAGAUGGUCUGGAAUUCUGAGGCAGGAUACUGCUCGUGCUGGCGAGCACCUAGUCUGGGGUGCUGAUUACCUUCUGACUUAGCAGCCUUUGGAGCAUGAAAGAAUUGAGACCAGCUACUGGGGACACAACUCUCUUGUUUAAGUAUAGGUCCAAAAAGUUGGAUUUCUCCCCCCCCCUCCACCUUUGAAAAGUAAAACCAGAAGACUUUUCUAUUCUGGUUGUAAUCCAUGCUGGAACUACUGAGAUACAUGGAGCAUGUCUUGUCUUUGGUAGAGAAGUCCUUCCAUGUCAGUGGUGGUAUUUCUUUGCAGUUUGAUCAAACAAGUUUGCUUUUCUCAAGCUCUGGAUAAGCAAAGGGCAUAACCUCCUAGCUGUUACUCUUUAGUAGUCAGCAUUGUAGAGAAUGUUUAAAAAAAAUUUUUUGCCAGCUGUUAUGAGUCUAGACUCUCAGAGAAAGAAUAGGAUUUUCAGUUUGUAAUCUUUGAUGUGCACAGUUAAUUUUUAUGAUACAAAUAAGUCUUGUAGACUGUAACCUACUGCAAAUCUUUUUGGUUUUGUCCUAUGACUCACUGUUGAACAGAAAUGUCUAUUUAUUUCCCAUGACCUAUGCUCUCUGCCAGGAAUCUGAAUGAACAGAUCUGAGAGAUUCCCAAAGCGAAAACUAUCAGGUCCUAUAGACCCUUCAGUACCCCACCCCCAAAAAUCAAUCAAAAUAAAAAACAACUUUGCAUUGUCCCUUAAUACAGGUGAAUAGAAAUUUUUAGUAUUAGACUGAUUCUCAGUCACACAUGGCCUUUCUCACAGUCUUUAUUUUCUUCUGUUAGAGUUGCUCUUAGAACCUGUCACUGAGGUGAGUCCAGUGUGAUCACAGAGCUUCCUGGCUUUUAAGAUAAGCCCUGCCACAACUUCACAUUUUCUAGUGGGAAUCCUUUACUUUUUUAUACAAAGAAAUAAUGUUGAAAUGUUUAAGGGACCUGAAAUCUGCUUGGUCUUCUAACACUAGCCGCCAACAAACACCCCUAAUAUCUGUAUUGCCUAGUAUAGGUCUCUGUCUUAAACAUUGUGUCAGCAACGUAUUACUGGUGACAAAGGAAGAUACCUCACAGAACUGAUUUGUGGUUUGUUGUGAAUGUUCUCAUUCGUUCUAAUUAUUGUCUGUAUUUAUUGACUCCAAAUUUCAGAUGUAGUUCUUGUAUAUUCUUCUGAAAUCUUAUUUUUCUUUUUUUCUUUUUUCUUUUUUUUUUUUGCCUUUCAGUGGAAGUAAGUUGUGCUGUUAUGGCUUAAUAUCAGGGCUUAUCAGAGUGAUGAAAUACUAUAAUUCUUCAGAACUAUGCUAUCACUUACUCAUAUUUUAUUUGCAACAGGGGUAGAGCAGAACUGACCAGGUUAUUCAUUGCUUACUUGUCAGAAACUAUAAAAUAGACCUGUUGUUAGAUUUCUGCAUAAUGGAACUAACUAUAUUGUCACUAUUGAGCCAUUCUUUUUAUUUAGUACUUUAGUAUCUUUAAAUUCCCCAGGCCUCAUUUUCUCAGGUUUUCUUCCAUAGGCUAAAUUCAGACUUAGGCUCGACUCAUAUGAAGCUCAACAAAGCUCUUUCUAAAGUCUCUUUUAUUUAAUUAACUUAUUACAAGUUCAUUUAAAAGAUUGUUAUUCACAGAAAUGUACAGCCAAAUAUCAACUCCUUAAUUUUCCCAGCUAAAUCAGUUUUAAUUUCUGAAGUGAGUAAAAAUUGUGCAGCUGUUUUCAAGCCAUUGCCAAGCAGCUCUCAAAAACAAGUUCAAAUGGCAUGUUAAAUGGAAUUAAAAUGAGAGAAGUUAAUCCCAGUCUAAUGUAAAAGACAAUACAGAGGAGGAAUCACCAAUUUUGUUGGAGAAUGAACUGUUCUUCAUUGCCGUUUCCUUCCUUUAGAGCUCCAUUUUUUUUUCCCCAUGAAAAUCGGUUUUUCUUGUUUAUUAUGACAACUCAUGAGAGAGCUCAGUACUUCUCAGCAUUGCUGAAAAAUUCAAAUGAACUUAAUGCAUCUUCAUCUUUACUAAUGAUAAUAGAAUUUUCAGUUUAGUUUCUGACUUGAUGAGAGUUGUUUUCCAUGAAAGAAAGCAAAAGAUGUCUAUAAUUGUUCCACUCUGAGUAAAUCAAGUUUUCCAACCAAAUGCAUGCAAGCAUUUACUCAUUAUUCAGCAAUGUUUUUUACAUCUAGAGUCAGUCCGAAAAUUAGAAAACAAAGUUAAUGGCAUUCUUGGCUGAUUGUUGUGUGUUAGUCAUUCUGGUUAUACAGUGAUGCCCGCUCAGAGACACUCAAUAAGGAAUUAGAACUUGGAUGUGAUUUCACAGAAAGUAGGCAUGCUAUACAUUGCAUUUCUCUAUGGAAGUAUUAAUUGGUUUAUAUUUUGACAGGUGUUAAUAUACUGUCAAAUGGACAAGUGAAUGCAUUGGUAAUUUUGUUGUUGUGGCUGGAGUAGUCAGCAAAUAAUCGGAGCCAGUUAAGGGUUAAUGUAUUUAAGAGUAAACGUUUAGGCUUGUAUGUCAUGAUAUCAGUCGCCAGAGGACUAAACCAUGCUUCAGAAAUAAUAAUUUGUAGAUCCCAGAGGAUGUUUGAGGCCUGAUUCCCAUCCCCAUCUUUCAGUUAGUGGUGUAUUUAGGUUAGAAUCCUUAGUUCUCUCUGAACUGAUUGUUGUUGUUAUCACUUUUACUAGUUAACUCAGAUAGAUAGAUAGAUAGAUAGAUAUAUAUAUAUAUAGAAGCUCCACAAAGCUUUGUUCAGGAUAUAAAAAUAAAAGUCCUCCUCCAGUUUUAGGAGUACCUAAAUAUUCAUAUAUAUAUAUAAUGUUAAAUUGAGCUAGUAGCUAAUUUUUUAGCUUAAAUUUAGAACAGGUUCUAAAGCUCCAAAACUAAAAAAAAAAAAAAAUCAUCUGUGCAAGCAGGUGUGAAGUGCUACCAUUGUGGUAUGGCAGGAUGCUGACUCUAUUUUAUGGUUGCUUAAAAAGUGCAAAUGUCUAAACAAGGUAUGGGGGAGCAGGUCCAAAACUGUUUUUUUCCCAGUUGUUAAGUAUUGGCAAUUUGACUGCAGUGAGGUGUAUAAAAUAGAGCAAGUUAAAUGCUCAUCUCAAAGACGAGGGUGCAGUCCAAAGAACAAACCUGUAUUCCUCCUAGCUAUCUUGUAUGCUAUGGCUUGCAGUGUUUACAGAGUGAGUCUUCAUAUGACUUCCGUUAACUGCUCAAAAAAACUGCAGACUUUUCUUUGGCCCAUCACAAGCCUUCAUUGCAAAGCUUUGGCCGAGGUAAUGUCAAAGUCCCACCCAUAUUCCACAACAGAAUCUGGGUCUGUGUUUGAUUUUGAAAAUGCUUACUAGAAAAAUAGCUUUAAAGUCACCCUGCAACUUUUCUUAGGUAAAGAAAGCCCAAAUUAAAAACUGUAGUAUAAUAUGAGGAAACUGCAGGUAUCUGUCAUUUACCAAGAGACUAACUGCUGGUACAGCUACAUACCAGUUUUAUAACACUGUAUGUGUUUAAUUACUAUGGUAUAUACAAAUGGUGGAAGGAAGUGAAGAAUCGGCUCCGCACACUCUUUGCAUUAGAUGACAUCAUCCAACCGGGCAUCAGAGAAUUAUUUCUUUUCCCAUUCCUGCCAGCCUAAUAGAAUAAUACAACUCAGUGUUCUGAAAAGAUUAUAAUUGAUUCAUUACAUAAAUGUCAUGGGAAUUGAAGUUCAGAUUACUUUGGCUAAAAAUCUGAUUGAGUGGUGACUUUACCCAGCACGGGUGUAAACAUGCCUCUCCAGUGUCUCCUGCUAGGGCCUGGCCUGUCGUAGAGGAGAGCUGCACUGUUGGUGCAAUGUAAGUACUUUUCCUCAUUAGAACUUCAACUCACCUCUUUCGUAUUUAUCAUCUUGGCACAUCUAUUAUCUUUGUGCAGAUACUCAUCCCUCAGUUAAACGAAGGUAACGUAGUUUCUCAUGAUUUUCAGAAUUAUCCAGUGACUCCUGAAAACUGGCAGAUAUGCAUCAACAACCUUAGUCUAUAUUAAGUAGUCUUGAGGAAUCUACAAAACUGACCUGUAUGGUCUUUUACAGCAAACGCUGUGUCCAAAAAGUACCAGGUGACUCCUGAAAUAUCAAGUAAGUUGGUCAGUAUUACUGUUCAGAUGAGGGUUUGUGCGUCUAAAACUUAAUGUGCCAUGUAAUUCCAGUGAAUAGUAGUUAUCACAGUUUCUUUCUGUAGAGGAAGCAGGGAACUUGCACACCUACCAGAAAUCACUCAUUUCCUUCGUAUCAUUUUUGGUCUGCAUCACCUAUCUGUUGUCUCUCUACUCCUGGGUUCUAGUCGCUAGGUGAUUUAUGGUUAAUACCUAGAAUCCAAUAAACGUGUUUAACAAUAGAUUUUAAGAAGUUUUUGUCUUUACAUGAAAAUUAUAGAUUGUGCUUUUGAAGCAUGGUCAGGCCACAGAACUGGUUUUUUGGCAUCUGCUAUAGCUGUCUUUUGGGUUUUUUAGGUAUUUUCAGCUGCUAAAAGAUAGUAGAAUUCUUCGCGGGAUUUUCUCAUAGAGAUUUGUGAUGCUGAAAAACAGCUUUUGAAACAAUCACAGCGGGUUCAUUGCUGGAGAACAGGGGCAGGUUUCUUCUGCUUUCUACAGGCCAGGAUCCCAUUUGGGUCAUUCUGUAAGUUUGUUUAUGCCUUUUUUAAUAACAAGGGCUGCGUGGUGCUUAGUUGCUAGCUAGGGUUAAACCACGACAGUGUUGCAUGAUUUGGAUCUAUUUCAGGAAUUUUGUCACUUAUUCAUUUUGAGAGGUAAAUACUUUGGGUAAAUGUUUUUAUGCAGUAAUACAAAGUUCAUGGGACUUAGAUGAUUACAGGAGAAACAUACGACUUGCAACAAGAGCUGAAGUUGCAAGGAGUAGUUUGGGGGAAAGACUGGUAUGGACUUAGAGGUGUGCAUCUGUGCAUAUAUAGCUAAGAAAAAAUGUACGUGUUACCCAAGUUGAAGUGACUAUUUGCAAAGAUGUGUUUUUACAUGGCCUUGGGUUUUUUUUAAUGUAGGGAAUUUUGUUAAGGAAUCUAUCACUCAUCUGAAUGUGAGCACUGAAAAAAAAAAAAAAAAGAGGAGAAUGUAGGGAGCAAGGCUUUAGUAGUUUUUUAUAGGAAGAGCAACAUGAAGAUACGAUUCUUGUGGUCCGAGCUAGUUCUGUUUGUCUGCAGUCCUCACAGCUCUUACUUUUUCAUACAUGCUUCCCCCAAUCUGCUUGUUACUUCUUUUCUUUUCCUCCCUACCUAGCAUCAUGUCACUGUUGCUGUGGCAUUCCCUGGAACUUUCCUCCAAAUUGUGAUAUAUUAAGGAUUUUUAAAAAUUUAUUUAUUUUUACCUCUUUGUCAUACGCUGAAUAAAAUAUCCUCAUCCCCGUUCAUUCACAUCAGACUUUAAAGGCAACUACCACUGGGCUGUCUAAGUGCUAGUGAGCAAAAUUUAAAUUUAGCUGUCUAUGGAUGUGGGAAAAACUAGCCGUUUUGGAGCUUGUACUUCCAUAAUCUGUUUGCAAUCUGUUUGUUACCCUGAAGAGAAAAAUCAGUAAGAGGUUUUCUGUUGACUUUGUUAGUAGGUCAGGCUUUGUGCAGGCUUAUCUAAGUUAAGUUUAAAUAUAAAUUUAAAUAUUUCUCUCUCACCAUGAUGCACCAGAUAUGCGCUCAAUUUGUUAUUUGUGCAUUGCUCAGUGUGUUAGUUGUACAUAAGUGUUGUUUUCUAAAUAAACUGCAUCAUUGGAAGUGAACCUCAAAAGAAUUUGUAACUUUUCAGUGUUGCUGUAUGAAGGUAUUUCAGCUGUCUGGAGACUCAAACAUCACACUGAGCACAUGGACUCAUUUUGAGAAGUGCAGCAUUACUUCAUAAUUCAGUGCCCAUGUGUAUUAACCUUGUUGAAUAUCUUGUAAAAUUUUCUUUCUUUUCUGCUUUGCUCAAUUUCAUUAUUAUUAUUGGUUUUCUUUCUGAAGUGAAUGUUAAUGUUGUUCCUUCAAAGAUCAUAAAUUAAAUGUAAGGAGCCAGGCCAAGCAGAAGCUCAGUUUUUAAUGAACUUUUUCACUCAUUUCUGUCAUUGCUUCUCUUUCCUGACAGACAGUAAUUUAAAACUAUAUGGUUACAGUCCCCUUCUCUGUAGCAAUUAUCAUUGUAUCUUGAAAGUUUUGUGCAUUAGAUCCCUUUCCUUCUUUCUCAUAUCUCCUAGACGUAGAGUGGUUCUAAACUACCUCAGACCUUGUUGUGAACAGGUAUGCGUUUCAGCUAAAGUUUUCAGAGUUUAUCAUAGUCUUCAAAUGUUCUUUAAGUGCAUGUAUAUGUAGCAAAAUCAGCCUGCCCAGACCCUGAUUGCAUUUUCAGGAAUACUGUCUCGAGUGAGAUGCAUAACUGGGGUGAAUUCACAGCCACACCCAUUCAGGCUUAUACUGAUACCUCUUUCAAGAAAAGCUUUUCAGGAGCACAACUUCUGAUAUGGCAAGUACUUCAACUUUCUGAUCUCAGCUCUUUGAAGGAAUGUGGUAUUGCCUGCGCUGGACUAUUUUCACCUCUCUUCUACUGUGACAACCAUCAUAACAGUUGUAUCGUCAGACCUCCAUUCCUGGCUGUUAGCAGGAGCUAUGCUAUUGCAUUGAAGUGUGCUCAUCAUAUGAGAAUAAACCCCACAUGGCAUGUUCUGAUGAUGUUGGUAACAUUUUAUACCACAAUGGAUACACGUUGCCAACCAUUUCGGCUAAUUAGGUUUCAGGUAACAUGAUGGUUGCAGAUUGUGAUGCAGUGAUCCAAUCAAUAAUUUGGGGAAUUGUCUGGUUUUGUAAGUUAUCCAUUGAACAAGCUGGCAAACCUUGUUAGUACUGAUUUCCUUUUCACCAGCAGAUGUGCAUAUCAUCAAACAAGCAUUUUGUAAUGUGGAAUUUUCUAUGAGCAUCUAAAAGCAGCAGCAUCACAAUUAUAUCCUUAGUAACAAUGUGUGUAUUUGUAAUGAAAGUUAUAGAAUUAUUAAACGGCUAUAAGCUAUUCUGUGCAUGCUCUAGCACUGUAUUAACAGUUUGUAUUAACAGCUGAUAAGCAAAGAGUUCUGGAGAGCAAGGAAGGCUGGCUCUGGAUUUCUUUUUUAAGAGUUUCAAAGAGCAGCAAAACUCACCAGAGUGGAUGGAGGACCAGACAAUGCUCAAAGCAAAUGAUAAAGUGAAACUGUUGUGCUUUGUAUUUAUUUCUUUGGGGAUUUUUCUUUAAAGUAUUUAACUUCACAGGAAAAUACAGAAUAUAUUAAAAUUAGAAAUGCACCUUUUCAAGAAUGAGAGGGGUGUGAUUUGAGAAAUAAAGUGAUCUUUUGUGUUUAA
Aquila chrysaetos chrysaetos is the source of this 11297-nucleotide messenger RNA. RefSeq names its product BTB domain containing 9 (gene BTBD9). Lineage: Eukaryota; Metazoa; Chordata; Aves; Accipitriformes; Accipitridae. The transcript has 13 exons. The record is from RefSeq and is a predicted model, not a curated record. Gene Ontology annotation, biological process: modulation of chemical synaptic transmission; circadian behavior; adult locomotory behavior. Gene Ontology annotation, molecular function: protein binding. Bases 196 to 2166 code for a protein of 656 amino acids.